AUGCCUGACACUGAAGCAAAAACUAAAUUCGAAACCAGACGGCAAUCGGUAAAGGAAGGGGGAAGGUUAGAACAGCAUUUAAAUGAUGCUGGCGAAAAAUUUAUCGGAACUGUUAAGCAUGGCAUAGACACAGUUCUUCAUCCUUCAUCCAGAUCGAAGAAGGGAGCUAUUAAUAAUCAUACGUCCAAUAUUAUUCGUGAACUUUCGGAGACUGAACAGGUACAAUACAAUACAAUACCGUCGCUUUAUAACUAUACGGAAGAAAAUAUUAAUUACUUUGAACUUAAAGGAGCUCUUAUUGGUUGUUACGCAUUCUGA
Acaulospora morrowiae is the source of this 318-nucleotide messenger RNA. The record is from the annotation of a GenBank genome assembly. Lineage: Eukaryota; Fungi; Glomeromycota; Glomeromycetes; Diversisporales; Acaulosporaceae.